Messenger RNA from Anopheles bellator, 1908 nucleotides. Its product is annotated as paramyosin. NCBI's taxonomy places the organism in Eukaryota, Metazoa, Arthropoda, Insecta, Diptera, Culicidae. Bases 1 to 1908 code for a protein of 635 amino acids. The record is from RefSeq and is a predicted model, not a curated record. Gene Ontology annotation, cellular component: centrosome. The transcript has a single exon. Gene Ontology annotation, biological process: regulation of cilium assembly.
AUGAACACCGAAACGCAGAACAUCUCAUCAACUGAACAAAUCACCACCGAUGUGCUGAGAUCAAUCGUCAACCGUGCGCUGGACGUUCCAAGCGGACGGCUGGGAGAUGGCGAUUCACGACGGCUCCUGAAGCUCAAGCAGCAGAUAGAACGCCAGAACCACAUCAUUUCGGAGUUGCAGAGAAAGAUUCGCGAAAAGGAAAACAUGAAGCCAAAGGCGGGCAGCGACAGGGAAGAGAUAAUUUUCCUGAAGAACCGCAUCAAGAAGGAAGUGGAGCUCCAGCACAAGCUGCUGAAGACCGUGGCCACUGAGCAGCACAAAAACGCCAACGGUCCGCAGUGGGAAACUAUCCGUCUGUGUCCUGAUAAGCUGGCCGAGCACUGGUGCAAUCCGUGGAUUGUGGGCGGAACGGUGGAGAUUGAUCAGAGAGGGUUCUCCUGCGAUUCGAAUCAGUCGCCAUUAAACGGUAGCGAUUUGGGAUCGGACCACACGGCCGACCACAACAACUACGAUAAGCUGCCAGAGCGUAUCGAAAAAGAGCUCAUGAAUCGGGAUCGUGUGAUCGAGAUUCUGCAGAGUCGCUUGGAGCGACUUACCGUCGAUGUGCGCAAAGUGAAACGUGCCAAUGAAGAGUUUAACAUCCCCAGACCAGCGGCCCCGGAAAGCCCACGGUUCUGCGAAGCAGACUUGUCUCGCCGGCUAGAGUUCUACCGUAACAACACGGAAACGUUGGGCAAAAACCUCAAGCAGAUGGAUCAAGCACUGAAGACCAUCCAGAAGGAGUUGGGUGCACUGUUGGACACUCCUGAAGAGGUGGGGUGUAGCAAAUCGUGUAACCGGCCCUCGAACCCAGAGACGAUUGAUUUGUCGUCGGAAGACUGGCAAACGCCAUGUCACACUCCAGCCAACGACGGCGUUCGCCAUGCUCAACAAGAAACUACGCGUCCCAGUGUCUGCCUGAAGGAUGUGGAAGUUCGGAAGCAGUACGCGCUCCUGUUGCAAGAGUACACCAAAAAGGCGUCCGAAUGUCGGCAGCUGACGGAUCGUCUCGCAACGGCAAAAAGCGCCCACCGGGAGGAACACUCGACGGUGGAUGCCGAGCGGGAGAUGCUACAGACUCGGUGUUCCGAGCUGUUGGACGAGCAGGACGAGUUUCGGGUGCUACUUCGGGAGCAGACGGUCCAGCUGGAAGACUAUCGGACCAAGUUUCUCGACGCCCAGACAAAGAUCGAAGAGCAGAAGCUUCAGAUGGACAAACUGCGGGUGACCAACCGGCGUGUGGAGCAACAGAUCAACUUUGAGAUCGGGCAGAUCAAGAAAAAGUUCCAGGACAAACUGCGCGAGCUGACACCGUACCCACGGCUACUGGAAGACGAGCAGGUCCAGGUCGAGAAGCUGAAGCACUCUAACGAAACGCUCUACGCGGAGCUGGAACGUUCGCUGAAGCAGGUGAAGCUGCUCGAAGAACAACUCCACACCCUCCGGUCGUCGCAGGAAGGCGAGAUACAAAAAGCGGUGCACCUGCUACAGGUGGAGCUGGAACAGCUUCAGCACCAUCAGGAGUCACUCGAAAAGGAGAAACAGACGGCACUACAGGAAGCGGCCCGGAAGCAGAUCGAGCUGGACGAACUUCGCACCGAAAGUGCCAGAAUUAUUGCACGUACGACCCAACGCAUGGAGCAGGAUCGAACGUUGGCCCAAGAGAAGUACGCUCGGCUGGAGCAUGAACUGGCCCAGUGCCGGGCCGAAGCGUCCUUUACGGUAGCGAACCGCGAGGAAGCGUUGCGGGAGAUGCACCAUCAGAUCAAAGUGCUGUCGGGCAGCUUCGAUGAUGCGCAGCUUCAAAUUCAGUCGCUCCGAAAUCAGCUGGCAUAUUUGCAGAACGAAAAGCUUCUCUGCAUGGUAUGA